CACUCAAAGAUUUAGGAAGAGCAUCGAAGAGACAAGAUCGAGAAUAUGCGGUGAAAGAGCUGCGACCCUGUGGGCAAAGUUGAAGGAAGAGUGAAGAAACUUGGAGUGAAUAAAACACACAACAAUGUUGGUAUCCGUAUUACUGUUAGCAGCUGUUUCGAUGGCAAAGUCAAAUCCUUUUUAUGGGGAUUAUUAUGAAGGAGACCAAGUCCUUCGUGUUACCCCGGAUACAGAGAGUAAAGUCCAAGAUGUAAUGAAAAUUCACAAAGUUUCAGGCUUGGAAAAGUUGGACUCAUGGAUGCCGACGUUUCGUCCAAAUCAUCCAGCAGACUUCUACGCUAAGAAGUCUGAGCUUCCAAUCAUAGAGGAUUUUCUUACAAACAAAAGCAUACCAUACAGAAUCUUGAUCAGGAAUGUUACUAAAGCCAUCUGGAAACAGAGAACUACAAGAAGAAGGAACAGAUAUAAAAUGGGAGAAUAUGACUAUCAAAAAUUUCAUCCGUUAGCUGAGAUUCAUAGAGAACUGGAAAAAUUGGGGAGAGAAUACGCGAAUAUAAGCGAGAUAUUAAAUCUUGGAAGAUCACACGAAGGACGUGAAAUGAAGGCAAUUAAGAUCUUGGGCAGAUCGAAAAGAAGCAGAAAAAUAUUCUUUAUUGAAUGCGGGACACAUGCACGAGAAUGGCUUUCACCAGCUACAUGCAUGUGGCUAAUCAAGACGAUAUUAAAAGAUCGUCGUUCUGAAGACAAUCACAGUAAAAGAAAAGAGAAAAUGUGCAACAGAAUAGACUGGGUAAUUGUUCCCGUGAUAAAUGUGGAUGGAUAUGCAUACUCAUGGACAAAGACGGGAAGGUUUUGGAGAAAGAACAGACGCCGGCCAAUUAAUAGUAGUGACGAAUGUAUUGGCAUUGAUCUCAAUCGAAACUGGGGCUACAAGUGGGGAGGAAACGGUUCGAGCAACGAUCCAUGUUCAUCUUCUUAUCGUGGAACUGCUCCAUUCUCGGAAAUCGAAACAAGGAAUGUUGCAAAAUAUUUAUACAGAAAUCGCUGUAAUUUGUUGGGUUACAUUGGUUUACAUAGUUACAGCCAAUUCUGGAUGACACCUUGGGGCUACAAGACUGAACUACCCGAGCAUUAUAAUGAAAUGAAACGGGUCGCUGACGUUGCAAUCAAAGCAAUCAAAAUGGCACAAGGAGCAACAUACAAGGAGCCUGGGCCUUCUUCAGAGGUCAUAUACAGCAACACUGGUAGUGCAAAAGACUGGACGUAUGGUGUACUUCACGUGCAAUAUUCCUAUGGAAUAGAACUACGUCCAAGCUACGAUGGAAAGUAUGGAUUUCUCGUUCCAGCUGAUCAAAUCAGACCCUCUGGAGAAGAAAUAGUUGCAGCUAUCAAAAGCAUCUCAACUGUUCUUCACUUAUACGAGGGAAGAAGAUUGUUGAAUUCAAAACCGAGCAGCAAAACGCAUAAUCAUAAAAAUGAAAUGUGAAAUGAUAAUUAAAGUUCAGUUUCGAAACAAAAAUCUCGCGGAUUCUGUGGUUGCUUUGGGCACGCAACGGACAUUUAAUACAAGUAUAAAGUUAACGAGAAUUAUAUUUUAUAUUGGACGAGAUAAAAACAAGGUUUAUUGAAAAUGUUGAUGUAAACAUACUCCAGUAGCUUAAGCGGGAUAAAUACAAAUACGGUGAUGAUAGGUAAAGUCUGUGUAAAUGUGCAUAGCUAAAAAAAUAACACUCUCAAUCUUAUAUAAUCUUAUGUAAUCUUAUAAAAGA
This is a messenger RNA of Dendronephthya gigantea, 1769 nucleotides long. RefSeq names its product carboxypeptidase B-like. NCBI's taxonomy places the organism in Eukaryota, Metazoa, Cnidaria, Anthozoa, Malacalcyonacea, Nephtheidae. Gene Ontology annotation, molecular function: metallocarboxypeptidase activity; zinc ion binding. The transcript is spliced from 11 exons. Gene Ontology annotation, biological process: proteolysis. Bases 125 to 1486 code for a protein of 453 amino acids. The record is from RefSeq and is a predicted model, not a curated record.